AGACAACGCGCAUACCACACCGCAUAGAGGUGAUUUAAAGGCUGACAACACAUCUGCCAAUGCAAACGCACCACUCAAGGUGACGCCCCACCACGUCAUUUUAUUAGUUAUAAUUUACUAUAAAACGGCAAAACAGACUCGAUCCUUACUUCUACGGCUGACAGUGCGACAAAUUGGUGAAGAGUGUCAAGAUGGAUACCAGAUACGUUGUUGCUCUUAUAACGUUCUAUCUGAUCAUUGGUUACGUGCACGCGUUACCGAGUGUGCUAAACAAGAACAGACGGAAUCUACCAAGUUCGAAUACUCAGACCCACUACAAUAUUACUAGCAGCAGCUAUUCCAGUCUUCCCUCGAUUUCUGAAGAAUCCUACGUCGACUUUGAAAAUGUUCCACCCACGAAAAAUCCCAGUGGACGUCCCAACAUCUGCAGGGACUGUGUUUGUGGCAUCAGCAAUCGCAAAAUGCGUAUCGUGGGUGGAAAUGUGACGGAAAUUCAUGAAUUUCCAUGGAUCGCGACUAUGAGUCGACGUGGGAAAUUCUACUGCGCGGGCAGUUUAAUUACACGUAAACAUCUUCUCACGGCGGCUCAUUGCUUGGAAGGGUUCAACACAAAGGAAAUUCAGAUCGUUCUGGGAGAUCACGAUAGAUCCAUAAAGGAAUCAUCGACUAUUCAACGACGCAUCAAGGCGGUUCACAUACAUGAGAAUUUCGAUACGUAUACGUUCAAUAAUGACAUUGCCGUCAUCGAGCUGGAUAGUCCUGUGACGUUCAAUGGAAUCAUCAGACCAGCUUGUUUACCUGAAAACAGGGACAUUGACUACUCGGGAGCAAUGGCGGUCGCUGCUGGAUGGGGACAUACGGGCGAGCGUGAACCCAUAAGUCAGGAAUUGCGCAAGGUCAGUCUUCCUAUCCUGUCCGACGAAGAAUGUCGAACUGCUGGAUACGAUAAGAAACGUCUAACUGAUAACAUGUUCUGCGCCGGAUAUCUGGAAGGAAAGCGUGAUGCCUGUCAGGGUGACAGUGGAGGACCUCUGCACAUCAGCGGGACGUAUAAUCAUUUGGAAGUUGUAGGAAUUAUCUCGUGGGGACGUGGAUGCGCGAGGCCUCAAUUUCCAGGGGUUUAUACCAAGCUUACCAACUAUCUGGGAUGGCUGAAGAAUCAUCUCAAUGGCGAAUGCGUCUGUCCGCCACCCACGUCCAAGAUCGCUGGUCGAAUGACACAGUUUCUGGUCACUCCGAAAAUACUGGCGCUACUCACUUUUGGCUUACUCAUGCAAGCCGAUGGAUUCUUGGUGAACUUUGACACGAGAUCUUCCGAAGGACCUCUCAACUUUUUCCAAACGGACAGUAACAGAUCGCGGAGAUUCCUCUUUGAUGAAUUAUUCGGUAUCGACAUAACAGGCAGCGCCGAUACAGACGACGGGAAACUACGUAACUGUACGUGCGAAUGUGGCAUAAUCAAUCAGGAAAAUCGAAUCAUCGGCGGAAGACCAACUGGACCAAACAGAUACCCAUGGGUCGCCAGACUAGUUUACGACGGUCAGUUUCAUUGUGGAGCAAGUCUCGUCACCAACGAUUACGUACUGACUGCCGCGCAUUGCGUAAGAAGAUUAAAAAGAUCGAAAAUCCGUGUAGUCCUUGGGGACUAUGAUCAGUACGUAAAUACCGACGGGGUCGCGGUAAUGAGAGCAGUCAGCUCCGUGAUUCGUCAUAGAAAUUUUGACACAAAUUCCUACAAUCAUGACGUGGCGUUGCUGAAACUUCGUAAACCUGUAAAAUUUACAAAAACCAUCAAGCCAGUCUGCCUUCCACAAUAUGGAACAGACCCUGCCGGUAAAGAAGGUACGGUUGUAGGUUGGGGUCGAACCACAGAAGGAGGUGUACUUCCUGGUGUGGUCCAUGAAGUUCAGGUGCCCAUAUUAAGUCUCAGCCAAUGUCGUCAGAUGAAGUAUCGUGCUAGUCGUAUCACCAACAAUAUGAUCUGUGCCGGUCGCGGUGCUCAGGAUUCUUGUCAGGGUGACAGCGGUGGACCACUCCUUGUGCAAGAAGGGGACAAACUUGAAAUUGCUGGAAUCGUAUCCUGGGGUGUUGGAUGCGGCCGACCUGGUUACCCUGGCGUUUAUACAAGAGUGGCAAGAUAUUUGAAUUGGAUACGUACCAAUAUGAAGGAUACAUGUUUGUGCGUUAAAUGAAAGAAAACUUUAAAGAAAUAAUCAACUCCCAUCGACCUUAAUAUAAUCUUUAAUUUCGUCACUAUUUUAUGUUUUCACGUUCCAAAUCUUCAGUGCUGGACACACGUGUGCAUAAAGAGAGACAGUUCCCAAUAGCAUUAUCUAUUCGUAUGUGAUACUUUAUAGUGUAUAUAGUUAAGUAUAUCGUACGCGGUAUCAUGAAAUAUUACGUGGAAAGUGUACUGGUACUUUCUAAGACCUUCAGCGAAUGAAGACACUACCAUAUUGAAUAC
Messenger RNA from Cephus cinctus (wheat stem sawfly), 2464 nucleotides. Its product is annotated as transmembrane protease serine 9. The record is from RefSeq and is a predicted model, not a curated record. The transcript is spliced from 13 exons. NCBI's taxonomy places the organism in Eukaryota, Metazoa, Arthropoda, Insecta, Hymenoptera, Cephidae. Gene Ontology annotation, biological process: proteolysis. Gene Ontology annotation, molecular function: serine-type endopeptidase activity. Bases 192 to 2192 code for a protein of 666 amino acids.